Messenger RNA from Dunckerocampus dactyliophorus (ringed pipefish), 2000 nucleotides. RefSeq names its product lactamase, beta 2 (gene lactb2). The transcript is spliced from 7 exons. Bases 128 to 991 code for a protein of 287 amino acids. Lineage: Eukaryota; Metazoa; Chordata; Actinopteri; Syngnathiformes; Syngnathidae. Gene Ontology annotation, molecular function: single-stranded RNA binding; RNA endonuclease activity. Gene Ontology annotation, cellular component: mitochondrial matrix. The record is from RefSeq and is a predicted model, not a curated record.
AAACGUUGCCACGCGCUGUUUCCGGGUUUCUUCCUGCUCGUUUUAACCAAGCCCUUGGUCUUAACUGCCCUUUUACCCACAUGUUCUGUUGUUGUUUUGGUGGCGUUUCUUCUGUUUGGCUCCAGUCAUGAGUGCAGUGAUUCCGCGUAUCGAGCAGCUGUCUUCCCGCGUAGUUCGGGUUUUGGGCUGUAAUCCUGGACCGAUGACGCUGCAGGGAACAAAUACCUACCUGGUCGGCACCGGGGACAGACGGGUACUUAUAGACACUGGUGAGCCUGCUGUCCCUGAAUACAUCAGCACUCUGAAGGAGGCACUGAGGAAGUUCAAGACUAACAUUCAAGAGAUCCUGGUCACUCACUGGCAUCACGACCACACGGGUGGUGUGGAGGACAUCUGCAGAGACAUCACUGGUUCUGAUGUCAGAAUCAGGAAACUUCCUCGUUCCAGCCAGGUAAACGAGGCAUCUGAAAACAUCAAGUACACGUACUUGAAAGAUGGAGAUGUUGUCCAGACAGAGGGAGCGACGCUCAAGGUUGUUUUCACGCCAGGCCACACAGACGACCACAUGGCACUCCUUCUGGAGGAGGAGCAGGCGAUCUUCUCAGGAGAUUGCAUCCUGGGAGAAGGCACGGCCGUCUUUGAGGACCUCCACGACUACAUGAAGUCACUGAAGAUCCUGCUGGAGGUCCAAGCCGACCUCAUCUAUCCAGGUCACGGUCCGGUGGUUCAGGACGCUGGUUCAAAGAUUCAACAUUACAUCAGCCACCGGGACCAGAGAGAGCAGCAGAUCCUGGAGGCCAUUAAAGCCGGAGCGGGAAAGUCUUUCUCCUCCAUGCAGCUUGUCAACAUUGUCUACAAGGACACUCCCGAGUACCUGCAUAAAGCAGCCAACAUGAACCUGCUGCAUCACUUAAAAAAACUGGAGAAAGAAGGAAAGAUCAGACAAGUGAUUGAAUCAUCACAGAUCAGCACAUGGAAGAGCAACUUGUGAUACAUUUAUAAUAAUGACCGAAGAGGAUCAGAAUGUGCCUGAUUUAAUGAGUUGUCAGUGACUCACUGAGUUCUUUGCACUAAAAACGCAUCUUUUCAAAUCAGUCAUUCAUAGAAGUCUGCUACCUUUCUGGAAGGAGUUGUGUUUGAUAACUUCAGUGGGUGUUCAUCAAAAAACACCUUACUGCAAAGAAAAAUCACAAGAAUUCUAAUUUCAGUGUUACAAUCAGUACAAAAGGUUAAAGCUCUAAAAACAUUGUAACUUGUUUGAGAGUCACUAGGUGGCAGCAUCUGCUAAUUGUACCUCUAUAAUGAUACACUGAGCUUUUGGAAACCGUCAUAAUUGUAUUGAAUGCAAUGAAUGUCAAGUUAUUAUAUAAUAAAAUGUGAUUUGAUGUAGCGGGGUGUGCAUACAGCUGUGCAUAAUAGGAGUAGUUGUCCCCAAUGGGUGUUUAUAAUUUGGUUCCUACAAAUGACAGCACAAAGCAACCUAAUGAAGCAACAGCAGUCUCAACAUGUGUUUUGUAUAAAAAUAAAUAAUAAAAUAAAAAUUGAAUUGAACUGUGACCAGUGCAGGGUGUACCCUGCCUCUUGCCCAAAGUCAGCUGGGAUAGGCUCCAGCAUAGCCCCCGACCCUAGUGUGGAUAAGCGGCAUAGAAAAUAGAUGGGUGGAUGGAAUUGAACUGUAUGUACACGAUCAACAACUCUGAGGACAGGGGUGACCAAACUGUUUCCAGCAAAGGUUGCAUACAGGAAAAUUAAAGGAUGAUGCGUUUCGUACAUUAAAGAAGCUAACACAAUCCACUGUAGGUCAAUAUAUGCUAAGCUAUUAAACAAAACAUCCACAUCUUAGCUGUGUGUUGUACGUGACAAAGCAAAUAGGCCUAAGUGUAAUAUCUAAUAGGACAUCAAUAAUACAAUACAAUUGUUACAAUAUGGCGAGGGCAAAUUAAAAUACAACAUGUGACGAGAAAAUGGCCCCUGGCCGGCACUUUGGACACCAAUGUUGU